Molecule: messenger RNA, 750 nt
Organism: Sinocyclocheilus rhinocerous
Lineage: Eukaryota; Metazoa; Chordata; Actinopteri; Cypriniformes; Cyprinidae
Product: high-affinity lysophosphatidic acid receptor-like
Exons: 1
Biological process (GO): G protein-coupled receptor signaling pathway
Cellular component (GO): membrane
Molecular function (GO): G protein-coupled receptor activity
Source: RefSeq, a predicted model, not a curated record
CUUGGCAAUGCCAUUGUGUGUCUGAUAGUGUAUCAGAAACCAGCCAUGCGUUCAGCGAUUAAUCUGCUCCUGGCCACACUGGCUUUUUCAGACAUCAUGCUGUCGCUGCUAUGCAUGCCAUUCACUGCCGUCACUCUCGCAACUACGGACUGGAGCUUCGGAGUGGGAUUCUGCCGCACAUCCGUCAUGCUUUACUGGCUGUUUGUUCUAGAAGGUGUGUCUAUACUUCUGAUCAUCAGCGUCGAUCGGUUCCUCAUUAUAGUUCAGCGGCAGGACAAGCUGACACCCCAUCGGGCGAAAAUUCUUAUUGCCGCGUCAUGGGCUCUGUCACUUUGUGUGUCCCUACCGUCUGUGGUCGGCUGGAGGACGGCAGCGAUUGGAGCACAAGUACCGCAGUGCAUUCUGGGAUACAGUGAAUCGCUGGCGGAACGGGGUUACGCGGUUCUGCUUGCUGUCGCUGUGUUUUUUGUUCCAUUCGGUGUGAUGUUGUAUUCCUAUCUGUGUAUUCUCAACACGGUUCGACGCAAUGCGCUGCGCAUCCAUAAUCACACCAGCGAAGGCAGCGUCGCUAUUAACCAUGUCAGCAAGUUGGGUUUAACCGGUCUGCAGCGACCCCAAGUCAACGUGGACAUGAGUUUUAAAACCAGGGCCUUCACCACCAUCCUCAUCCUGUUCAUUGGCUUCUCCGUGUGUUGGCUGCCACAUACGGUGGUGAGUCUGCUGGCGGUGUUCAGUAGACGCUUCUACCUC